Canis lupus familiaris (dog) is the source of this 3728-nucleotide messenger RNA. It is a transcript of the gene PPM1B, whose product is annotated as protein phosphatase, Mg2+/Mn2+ dependent 1B. Gene Ontology annotation, molecular function: protein serine/threonine phosphatase activity; magnesium ion binding; manganese ion binding. Gene Ontology annotation, cellular component: cytosol; nucleus. Bases 15 to 1229 code for a protein of 404 amino acids. The transcript has 5 exons. The record is from RefSeq and is a predicted model, not a curated record. Lineage: Eukaryota; Metazoa; Chordata; Mammalia; Carnivora; Canidae. Gene Ontology annotation, biological process: positive regulation of canonical NF-kappaB signal transduction; protein dephosphorylation; positive regulation of canonical Wnt signaling pathway.
AUACAUUAUUAAACAUGGGUGCAUUUUUGGAUAAACCCAAAACUGAGAAACAUAAUGCUCAUGGUGCUGGGAAUGGUUUACGUUAUGGCCUGAGCAGCAUGCAAGGAUGGAGAGUAGAAAUGGAAGAUGCACACACGGCUGUUGUAGGUAUUCCUCAUGGCUUGGAAGACUGGUCAUUUUUUGCAGUUUAUGAUGGUCAUGCUGGAUCUCGAGUAGCAAAUUACUGCUCAACACAUUUAUUAGAACACAUCACUAAUAAUGAAGACUUUAGGGCAGCUGGAAAAUCAGGAUCUGCUCUUGAGCCCUCCGUGGAAAAUGUCAAGAAUGGCAUCAGAACUGGCUUUUUGAAAAUUGAUGAAUACAUGCGUAACUUUUCAGACCUCAGAAAUGGAAUGGACAGAAGUGGUUCGACUGCAGUGGGGGUCCUGAUUUCACCUAAGCAUGUCUACUUUAUCAACUGUGGUGAUUCACGUGCUGUUCUGUAUAGGAAUGGACAAGUCUGCUUUUCUACCCAGGAUCACAAACCUUGCAAUCCAAGGGAGAAGGAGCGAAUCCAAAAUGCAGGAGGCAGUGUAAUGAUACAACGUGUUAAUGGUUCAUUAGCAGUGUCUCGUGCUUUGGGGGACUAUGAUUACAAGUGUGUUGACGGCAAGGGCCCAACAGAACAACUUGUUUCUCCAGAGCCUGAGGUUUAUGAAAUUUUAAGAGCAGAAGAGGAUGAAUUUAUCAUCUUGGCUUGUGAUGGGAUCUGGGAUGUUAUGAGUAAUGAGGAGCUCUGUGAAUUUGUUAAAUCUAGGCUUGAGGUAUCUGAUGACCUGGAAAAUGUGUGCAAUUGGGUAGUGGACACUUGUUUACAUAAGGGAAGUCGAGAUAACAUGAGUAUUGUUCUAGUUUGCUUUUCAAAUGCUCCCAAGGUCUCAGAUGAAGCAGUGAGAAAAGAUUCAGAGCUGGAUAAGCACUUGGAAUCACGGGUUGAAGAAAUUAUGGAGAAGUCUGGUGAGGAAGGAAUGCCUGAUCUUGCCCAUGUCAUGCGCAUCUUGUCUGCAGAAAAUAUCCCAAAUUUACCUCCUGGGGGAGGCCUUGCUGGCAAGCGCAAUGUUAUUGAAGCUGUUUAUAGUAGGCUGAAUCCACAUAGAGAAAAUGAUGGGAGAGAGUGCAAGCAGGAGGAGGAACAGAGAGAGGGACAAGCAGAUUCCCCGCUUAGCACCCAGAGAUCUGACCUGAGCUGAAAUCAAGAUUCAGACGCUCACACAGACUGAGCCACCCAGGUGCCCCCACGUAUUUCUAUUUAAUCUUAAAAGCUCCGCAAGCAAUCCUGGUAUGAAACCAGGAUUGAUAAACACUUCAGAAUUUAUUUCAUUGUCAUUGAAGGUUUUUGUUUUUGUUUUUUUGAUAAAAAGGGGAGUUGUUGGUUUGAGUUGGAGAGGGCAGGAAGUGAGGUGGAAGAGUGUUUAUGCCAUCUAUUAAAAGUUCUUUGUGAUAUACCGUAAAGUAGAAAUUUUCCUUGUGGAAAACCUGAUUAAAGACCAGUAAGGUUUAUGAUGAGCAAGCUUUUACCUCAUUGCUCCAUCUUAUUAACCUUUCCUGAAUAGAGUCAAAUGAGAAACUUGAUUUGGGGAUGUGGGUUUAUUUAUUUAGCACAGAAGGAAAGGUAAGGGAGAAAAAGUCAGAAAAAUCUUAACAGAAGAGCACAUUUUAUUGUUCUCUCCACAUGAUAAAUUUUGCAAAUUAAAAAAAAAAAAAGUUAUUUGGGACACUUGGCUGGCUCAGUCCAAAUAGCAUAGACUCUUGAUCUCAGGGUCGAGAGUUUGAGCCUCACGUUGGGUGUAGAGAGUACUCAAAUAAAUUAAACUUUUUUUUAAUUUAAAAAUUAAAAGUUACAGUUAAUCUACAUUAGGUAGAAAAUUGGAGAACUCAAAGAAAAUAAGGCAGGGGCGCCUGGGUGACUCAGUGGUUGAGCGUCUGCCUUUGGCUCAGGUCGUGAUCCGUGAUCCCGGGGUCUGGGAUUGAGUCCAGCAUCAGGCUCCCCAUAGGGAGCCUGCUUCUCUCUCUGUCUGUCUCAUGAAUAAAUGUGGUUAUAUUUGUGUUCCUUUUGUUUCUUUGUUGCUGAGUUGUAGGAUAGCAGUCUACAGAAAUGGUUAAGAGUUUGUGUCAGAUCAUCUAUAUCAGUAACCUUUUUGAGUUAUUUUCCCAACAUUUUAUGAUUAAGACUUCCAAAUAUCUAGAAAAGUUGAAACGAUUGUAAGGAGCACCUAUACACCUUCUGCCUAGAUUCAACAAUUGUUAACAUUAUACCGUACCAUACUUGCUUUAUCUCUCUUUAUGUGUGUGUGAAUAUAUAUGCUACUCUUUUUUUUUUUUUUUUUCACUGAACCUUUUGAUAGCAAACUGCAGACAUUUUGGCAUAUUUUGGCAUGCCACUCUUAAAAAUGUGGACAUUUCGAGGCGUCAGGCUGGCUUGGUUGGUAAAGCAUGCAACUCCUGAUCUUGGGGUCAUGAGUUUAAGUCCCACAUUGGGCGUAGAGCUUCCUUGGGAAAAAAAAAAAAGAGAACAUCUUUCUACAUAACCAUAAUAUAAUACUGUUAUCAUGCCAGUGAAAAUUAAGAGUAUCAUCUAGUACCAAGUACAGAUUUUCCCAGUUGUCUCUAGAAUGACUGUGAUAGUAGUUAUUUUGAACGAUGGUCUGGUCAGCCUGUUAUCUAGCAUAUUAAUGAAGUUUGUAAUCAGGUCAUUUUUUCUUCCCCUUGCCAUUGAAAAAGAAGAGUCUGAGCCAGCUUUGCAUAUGAUGUCCUACAUCCUGGAUCGUAGGAUUUGUUUUGUGUCCUUUAAUACCAUCCUCUGCUCCCUAUUUUCCUAUAAAUUGGGAAUUUGCUUUAUUAGAUUUAAAUUAAACAUUUUUGGCAAGAACAUAGGACAUGGUUCUGCACUCCCUAAUGAAUCACAUCAGGAGGCACACAAUGUAAGGUUGUCUUGCUUUUAGACUGUCAGCUUAACUGUGAUCAGCUUCGAUGUUAGAGCUUGUUCUGCUAACAAGAUUAAGUAGCUGCUGUUGUAGAAACCUCUAAGUUUUCCAAAAUUUAACAAAAUAUAAAAAGAUUAGGUAGUUUCCUGUUCAUGUCUUAUUAUCAUGUUUUAAAUAAUUUGAUCUAAAAAUGUUUUUAUUAAGAUAUGUAAGAACAAAAAGUAAAUAAAAUUUUUACCCACAAAAGCAUUAAAAUUUCCCAAAAAUCCAGUUUAAAUUUAUAUAAUUCUACAUUUUGUAUCUCUUUUCCUUACCUAUCAUUUAGUGGCAGGGAUGAAGAAACUAAUGUUCUAAUGGCCUGCUUUUCUGUCCUUUCCUAUUGCUUUAAACACUAAUUUCCUUUUGUGCUAAAUCAUUCUAGACAAUUACUGUUUUUUGUUUUUUGUUUUUUCUGUUAAGCAAGUCAGUUUUAGGAAAUGCUUGUGUUGCUGUUGAAUUCUAAUAGUGGAGUAAAUUUCAGAGGAAGCUUCAAAUGCCAGUGUGAAAUAAGAUGUAAACUAGUUAAUGGUAAUUUGCUAAAAUUAACUUGAUAUUUCAAGUGGAAACUUUUAUUGACACAAGUAAGACUUGAUACUUAUUUAAUGAAAUGUUCUCAUGCUUAGACUAUAUUACUCGUGAUAGAGAAAUGAGUGUUUUGCUGUGCUAUGUUAUGAAAUACAUGUGAUAUCCUAGUUUGUCUACUGACACUGGGGUCUUGAAUCUCAA